Messenger RNA from Pteronotus mesoamericanus, 1663 nucleotides. It is a transcript of the gene CGAS, whose product is annotated as cyclic GMP-AMP synthase. Bases 43 to 1629 code for a protein of 528 amino acids. The record is from RefSeq and is a predicted model, not a curated record. Gene Ontology annotation, cellular component: site of double-strand break; cytosol; nucleus. The transcript is spliced from 5 exons. Lineage: Eukaryota; Metazoa; Chordata; Mammalia; Chiroptera; Mormoopidae. Gene Ontology annotation, molecular function: 2',3'-cyclic GMP-AMP synthase activity; chromatin binding; double-stranded DNA binding. Gene Ontology annotation, biological process: positive regulation of type I interferon production; activation of innate immune response; paracrine signaling.
UCUCAAACUGCGUCAUUUUAGGGGUAGCGGAGAGCGCCAGCCAUGGAGCCUCAACGCGGGAAGGCGACGCGCGCAACCUCGAAAGCCGCAGCCACCACCCUCAGAGUUUCGGUGCACAGUGCGAAGGGCGCCUCGGCGAGGCCCGCGCCGAAGAAGCCAGCCCAGACGAAGCCCAGCGAGUGUGUGGUAGUUCCCGACGCUGGCCAGCCUGAAGGGCAGAAGUGCUGCUCCACCAGGGCGUCGGGAUCCCUGCGGAAGAGCGCCCCGGGUCCCCAGCAGAGGCAGCAGGUACGCGCGCAAGGUGCGCGCACCCACAAGGCGCCUCUGAGGACGGAGGAUUCUGUGGAUGGGCAAGCGGUUCUGCCGGAGCCUCCCGUGGCCCAGGAGCCGCCCCUUUCCGGGGUUGGAUCUUGCCGCAAGAGGGGCGCGUGCUCUGUUCGGGAGCAGAAAUCCCAGCCGUGUCCCCUGGAGGUCCCGGGUCAGGACCCGCUGGUUCCAGCUCCUAGUCUCUGCCGGAGGGAGUCAGCGCCCGGCAGCUGGAAGCCCAGGGCCGUGCUGGACAAGUUGAGGCUGAGCCGCUCUGAAAUCUCAGCAGCGGCUGAUGUUGUAAACAGGGUCGUGGACCACCUGCUGCUUAGACUGCGGAGCCACCAGUCCGAGUUCAAAGGUGUGGAGCUGCUACGAACUGGGAGCUACUACGAGCAAGUGAAGGUUUCUUCUCCUAAUGAAUUUGAUAUUAUGUUCAAACUGGAUGUCCCCAGAGUUGAGCUAGAAGAAUACCACAGCAGCGGUGCUCAUUACUUUGUAAAGUUCAAAAGGAAUCCCGGAGGAAAUCCUCUGAGUCAGUUUUUAGAUAAUGAAAUAUUAUCAGCUUCAAAGAUGCUCUCCAAGUUUAGGGAAAUCAUUAAGGAAGAAAUUAAAAACAUUGAAGGUAUUGAUGUCAUUUUGGAGAGGAAAAGGAGAGGGUGUCCUGCUGUAACACUUCUUAUUAGAAAACCUAAAGAAAUAUCUGUGGAUGUAAUCUUGGCUUUGAAAGUAAGCAGCAGCUGGCCAGCUAGCACCGAGAAAGGCCUGCCGAUUGAACACUGGCUUGGAAAGAAAGUUAGGAGAGAUCUAAGACUAGAGCCAUUUUAUCUGGUACCUAAGCAUGCAAAGGAAGAAGACCAUUUUCAAGAGGAAACCUGGCGGCUCUCCUUCUCUCACAUUGAAAAGAACAUUUUGAAAAAUCAUGGACAGUCUAAAACAUGCUGUGAAGUUUUUGGAGUGAAAUGUUGCAGGAAAGAUUGUUUAAAACUAAUGAAGUGUCUUUUAGAACAAUUGAAAAAGAAGUACGGAAACCAAAAGAAACUGAAAAAAUUCUGCUCUUACCAUGUGAAAACUGCCUUCUUUCACAUGUGUACCCUGGCCCCACUGGACAGUCAGUGGCAGUCCAAAGAUGUGGAACUCUGCUUUGAUAGGUGUCUAGAAUAUUUUCUUCAGUGCCUCAAGGCAGAAAGUCUUAGUAACUAUUUUAUUCCUGGAGUCAAUCUGUUCUCUCAAGACCAUGUUGACAAAACAAGUAAAGAAUUUCUGUUAAAGCAAAUUGAAUAUGAAAGAAACAAUGGAUUUCCAGUUUUUAAAGAUUUUUGAAAUCAUAUUGUUAAAGGGUCAAGAAUUAGUGUGA